Lycium barbarum (goji berry) is the source of this 602-nucleotide messenger RNA. Its product is annotated as metal-nicotianamine transporter YSL3-like. Gene Ontology annotation, biological process: response to iron ion; seed development. Bases 66 to 602 code for a protein of 178 amino acids. Gene Ontology annotation, cellular component: plasma membrane. The transcript is spliced from 3 exons. Gene Ontology annotation, molecular function: oligopeptide transmembrane transporter activity; iron-nicotianamine transmembrane transporter activity. Lineage: Eukaryota; Viridiplantae; Streptophyta; Magnoliopsida; Solanales; Solanaceae. The record is from RefSeq and is a predicted model, not a curated record.
AAUGUUCAAGAAGAAGAAAGCAAUCAACCUUUUAGCUUCAAGAAGAAGAGGGGAUAUUUAGUAGAAUGAGAAACAUGGACAAGGAAGAGGAAAGGGAAGACAAUAUGGAAGAAGUGAAGAGAAUUCCUCCAUGGACUAAACAUAUAACAAUUAGAGGAAUUGUAGCAAGUUUACUGAUUGGAAUCAUUUACAGUGUGAUAGUAAUGAAGUUGAAUCUCACUACUGGGCUAGUCCCUAAUCUCAAUGUCUCAGCUGCUCUUCUUGCCUAUGUAUUCAUCAAAUCAUGGACUAAGCUUCUUCAAAAUGCCAAUUUUGUUUCAACUCCAUUCAUUAGACAGGAAAAUACUAUUAUUCAUACGUGGGCAGUUGCAUGCCAUAGUAUUUCCGUUGGAGGUGGCUUUGGAUCUUAUCUUUUGGGAUUGAACAAGAAAACAUAUGAGCAGUCAGGGGCUGAUACACAACAAGGCAAUAUACCAGGGAGCUACAAGGAACCUGGUUUUGAUUGGAUGAUUGGUUUCCUGUUUGUUGUUAGCUUUGUUGGACUGUUAGCUUUAGUUCCACUUAGAAAGGUAUGUUCACUUCUUCUACUACCCCUUCCUUGA